GCAAUCGGCAGCGGCGCCCGCGGGGAGACGGAGGACGCGGGGCCGCGGGGGCCGCGGAGCUGCCCUGCCUAGCCGAACCGAGCCGAGGAGGCGGCCCAGAGGCCUCCCAGACGAGCGGUGCCAGAGGGCCUGGCUCCAGCGCCCGGCGGAGCGCAGCAGUCAGCUGGGAGGGCCGCCGAGGCCAGCAGCUCGGGAGGCAGCCACCAUGGCCUCCACAGUGAACAACGGAGCGGCCACCAUGCCAUCCCCGCCCGACGCAGCAAACGGCUUCCCGCAGCCGGGCGCCUCUUCGGGGGCCUGGCCGCGGGCGGAGGAGGAGCUGCGCACUGCAGAGCCGGGCCUGGUGAAGCGCGCGCACCGUGAGAUCCUGGACCACGAGCGCAAGCGGCGUGUGGAGCUCAAGUGCAUGGAGCUGCAGGAGAUGAUGGAGGAGCAGGGGUACUCGGAGGAGGAGACCCGGCAGAAGGUCAGGACCUUCCGGCAGAUGCUGAUGGAGAAGGAGGGAAUGCUCGCCAGGGAGGACCGGCCGGGGGGCCACGUCGUGGUGGAGACCCCGCGGCUGAUCGAGGGCGCCGACCCCGGCCUGGAGUACGCGCCCUUCGACGAGGACGACGGCCCGGUGGACUGCGACUGCCCGGCCGCCUGCUACCGUGGGCACCGGGGGUACAGGGCCAAGCACUGGUCCAGCAGUUCGGCGUCGCCCCCUCCCAAGAAGAAGAAGAAGAAGAAAGGCGGCCACCGGAGAAGCCGCAAAAAGAGGAGACUAGAUUCCGAGUGCAGCUGUGGGAGCUCCUCACCCCUGCGCAAGAAGAAGAAGAGUGUGAAGAAACACCGCCGAGACAGGUCUGAUUCUGGGUCCCGGAGGAAGAGGCGGCACAGAUCUCGAAGCCCCAAGAGCAAAAGAAAGGAAAAGAACAAAGAAAGGAAGAGGCUACACGCAGAGUCCCCAGGCCGGAGGGCCCAUCGCCACAGCAGCGGCAGCUCCCACAGCCCCUCACUGUCCUCCCAUUACAGUGAUUCCAGAUCACCCAGCAGGCUGAGCCCCAAGCACCGAGAUGACGGGCGGAAGACGGGCAGCCAGCGGUCCAGCGGGAGCCGGUCGCCUACCCCGUCCGGCGGCAGCGGAUGGGGGUCGCCCCAGCAGAACGGCGGCAGCAGACAGCGGAGCGGAGCGCACGGGGGCCGCCCGGGCUCGGCGCACAGCCCGCUCGAUAAGCCCAGCUCGCCCUCGCCCAGGGCCCGCGACCAGGCGGAAGCCGGCGCAGCCACGCCGCCCGCGCGGGGGAAGGAGAGCCCGAGCCCGCGCUCGGCGCCGUCGUCGCAGGGCAGAGGAGGCCGCGCGGCGGGCGGGGCGGCCAGGCGCCGGCGGCGGCGGCGGCGGCGGCGGCGGAGACGCUCGCGAUCCUCGGCGUCCGCGCCUCGCCGUAGGGGCCGCCGGCGCGCCCGGCCCGCGCCGCCCCGGGGCUCGUCGCGCUCGCUCAGCAGGGCCCGCUCCAGCAGCGACUCGGGCGGCGGCCCCCCCGGCCCCGGGCCCGAGCCCGGCUCCGAGCGAGGCCACGGCGGGCACGGUAAACGGGCCAAGGAGCGGCCCCCGCGCGCCCGGGCAGCCAGCACCUCCCCGUCCCCGGGCGCGCACGGCAGGCACGGCGGCCCAGAGGGGAAGAGCUCGUCGCGCAGCCCCGGCCCGCACCCGCGCUCCUGGAGCUCCAGCCGCUCGCCCUCCAAAUCCCGCUCGCGCUCAGCCGAGAAGAGGGCUCGCAGCCCCAGCCGCUCGCCGUCGCCCAAGAAAGCCCUAGGCCGGGACAAGGACGGCGAGGGCCGCGCGAGGCACGCCGAGGCCGAGGCCGCCCGCGCCCGCCGCCGCUCCCGCAGCUACUCGCCCAUCCGCAAGCGGCGCCGGGACUCGCCCAGCUUCAUGGAGCCGCGGCGCAUCACCAGUGCCCGAAAGCGUCCCAUCCCCUACUACCGGCCCAGCCCCUCGUCCUCCUCCAGCUGCCUGAGCAGCGACUACUCAAGCCGGAGCCCCAGCCGCAGCCCCAGCCCUGGCCACAGCCACGGAAGCUACAGCAGCCGCAGUCGGACCCGCAGCCGCACGCGCAGCCCCUCCCGGACCCCCAGUCCCAGCUACCACAGCCGGAGCAGCUCAGAGAGCGGGGGCUUCUGAGCCCAGCAGACCCAGCUUCGUGCCCCCUGGCACAGGGAGAGGCGAGGGGUCAGCCCCCAGGACCCAUGGGGGGGGCCUGCACCCCACUGCUACAAAGAGGUCCUGCAUCCAGGGAAGACCUUGAGGGUGGGUGCGCUGCAGAAAAGGAGGAGCUGGAGUCUGCUGCUUCUAGAGGGUCCCCACCCCCUCCUCCUGCCUGCCCACCGCGUCCAGGGAACAAAGAGCCGUCUGAACACAGGGACCACCCUGCGCCCCUUCCUGCUUGAUGCCACCUCACCAGGCUGGUGACCUCAGCUCAGCCUCCCUGCCCCUCCAAAGGACCCUCAGCUCCUCUCCAUCACUGGGCAGACAUGGAGGUGGGACUGCAAGCAGGAGCUAAGUUAGAAGGAAGAAUGGCCUCGGCACAUCGCCAGCCAGGCUGGGAACCACCUUCUGAGCUGGCUGCGGGAGGACGCCGGCUGAGGGGUGGAGGCCGGCCGCCGUGGCCUCCCCAGACCCCUCUCUGGGCCCAGGAGUGCCCGGGACCAGGGGGGCCUCUAAGCCCCAGCCUGAGGGGCCGGGGGAACUCACCCUUGGUCCCGCCUCUCCAGGCCAGGCCCUGCCUUGGGCCAAGGCCACUCCAGCCAGCCUCCUGCAUGACCAGAGGCGGGACCACCACAGCUGCAUCUGACCCCAAGAUCAAAAGGAGUUCGGGUCAGAAGGUGGAAGAGAGAAGGGGUAGAUGGAGGAGGAGCCUGUAAACAGAGCGCCAAUGACUAAGCAAACCCUGGAGUCCCCUCCGGGGCGGCCCAGCGGCUGGGAGGUGGGCAGAUGACGACAGAAUAGGAUGCCUCGCGCUUUGGGGCCUGCCCGGCAGCACUUCCUCCUCCCUCCCCCAGAGGGGUGCUACAGCCCUUCCCAGAAAGGGCAGACUCUAGACCGAGGGCCUUGGCCUGGGGCGCAGAUGGGGAAGCAGUGGCCCCAGCCCUCUUCUGCUGCUCCCAGCCCCCUCCUCCUGGGGCCCUCAGGGAUCUCACGAAGUCUUCCUUGGCCCAACAGGGCAGAUGCCCUGGGCUCCGGUGGGGGGGGGGGGUCUGGGGUCUGGUCCGGGUUCCCCCUCUCUCAAUUUCCCCCUCCCUCUCCGCGGUGCGGAUAAAAAUUGGAUCUAAUAAAACACUUGGUGCCCGGA
Sus scrofa (pig) is the source of this 3332-nucleotide messenger RNA. RefSeq names its product serine/arginine repetitive matrix 3 (gene SRRM3). Gene Ontology annotation, molecular function: mRNA binding. The record is from RefSeq and is a predicted model, not a curated record. NCBI's taxonomy places the organism in Eukaryota, Metazoa, Chordata, Mammalia, Artiodactyla, Suidae.